This is a messenger RNA of Chrysochloris asiatica (Cape golden mole), 729 nucleotides long. Its product is annotated as olfactory receptor 5AN1-like. The annotation marks the transcript as partial. Gene Ontology annotation, cellular component: membrane. The record is from RefSeq and is a predicted model, not a curated record. Gene Ontology annotation, biological process: G protein-coupled receptor signaling pathway. The transcript is spliced from 2 exons. NCBI's taxonomy places the organism in Eukaryota, Metazoa, Chordata, Mammalia, Afrosoricida, Chrysochloridae. Gene Ontology annotation, molecular function: odorant binding; G protein-coupled receptor activity; olfactory receptor activity.
AUGAAGGCACGAAAUAUAUGCUAUGUUUCCUCCACAGCCCCCAAGAUGCUCUCAGAUUUCUUCCAAAAGCAGAAAUCCAUCUCUUUUAUGGGAUGUGCUGUGCAGUACUUCUUCUUCUCUUGCUUUGGUCUAAGUGAGAGCUGUCUUCUGGCCGCCAUGGCUUAUGAUCGCUAUGCUGCCAUAUGCAGUCCUCUACUUUACACAGUCAUCAUGUCCCCUGAGCUCUGUCUGCAGAUGGUGGUAGGAUCUUGUAUAACUGGAACGUUUGGCUCCUUUGUCCAACUGUGUGGCUUACUUCAGCUCCAUUUCUGUGGGCCAAAUGUCAUUAAACACUUCUUCUGUGACUUGCCCCAACUGAUGAUGCUAUCUUGCUCUGACACCUUUCUCUUACAAGUUUUAACAUCUGUGCUUGCAUCCAUCUAUGGACUGAGUGCUGUCCUUGUUGUCAUAAUAUCUUAUGGCUAUAUCAUUGCCACCAUUUUGAAGAUCACUUCAGCUGAAGGCAGGUCCAAGGCUUUCAACACUUGUGCAUCUCACCUGACAACAGUGUCCCUUUUCUUUGGCUCAGCCACUUUUGUAUAUUUAUGCCCCAGCUCUGAUGAUUCUCUUAGCCAAAGCAAACUGGCUUCUGUUGUGUACACUGUGAUGACUCCCAUGUUAAAUCCAUUGAUCUAUAGUCUGAGAAACAAGGAAAUCAAAGAUGCUCUGAACAAAUGGAAGAAGAGAAUU